UAUCAAUUUAGGUCACCUCUCUCUCUCUCUCUCUCGCCGAAGAUCCUUCCAGAUCGUCAAAUCCAGUAAGCAAAAAAAGUUCUCAGCUUUCAUCAAUUCGAUUGAUUUCCCUCUCUGGGUUUCAAUUUUCUCGACCAAUUCAGCUUUUACAGUAACGAUUGAUUCGAUGGCAGUGGAAGAUGAUUCGACCAUAGUGCCUCGCGAAGGCACUGAGUUUGAAUCCGAGGAAGCGGCCAAGAUGUUCUACGACGAUUACUCCAGAAGUUUAGGGUUCGUGAUGCGUGUGAUGUCUUGUCGGAGAUCCGAGAGAGACGGAAGAGUCCUUGCCCGGAGAUUCGGUUGUAAUAAAGAAGGUCGCUGUGUUAGUGUCCGUGGCAAGUCUGGUUCUGUCAGGAAACCAAGACAGAGCACGAGAGAAGGUUGUAAGGCCAUGGUUCACGUCAAGUACGACCGGUCUGGUAAAUGGGUCGUAACCAAGUUCGUUAAAGAACAUAACCAUCCGCUUGUCGUAGAACCCCGACAGGCGCGUCAGACACUGGAUGAGAAGGACAAGAGGAUUCAAGAGUUGACGAUAGAGCUGCGGAACAAGAAGCGGUUAUGCGCAGCGUAUAAGGAGCAGCUAGAUGCGUUUGCGAAGAUCGUAGAGGAAUAUAGUAAUCGGAUGUCGAAGAGAGUUGAGAGUGUGGUUGAGAAUUUGAAGGAGUUUGAACAUAUAGAGCAGUAAACAAGAUGCUAUUAUAAGCCAGCUUUAAAUGUGUGAUGCUUUGUAUAUUAUUUCUUUAAAGGCGUUCUCCGGUCUAAGAUUGGUUUAGUGUAAGCUUAGAUGUUGUUGAAUCUUAGUUUAUGGAAUGUAAUGCGAGAGACUGUGUAACUAUAUAUGUUUAAUUGAAUAUUACCAUAUCUUAAAAAUA
This is a messenger RNA of Brassica oleracea var. oleracea, 911 nucleotides long. Its product is annotated as protein FAR1-RELATED SEQUENCE 5. The coding region runs from base 167 to 724 and encodes 185 amino acids. The transcript is spliced from 2 exons. NCBI's taxonomy places the organism in Eukaryota, Viridiplantae, Streptophyta, Magnoliopsida, Brassicales, Brassicaceae. The record is from RefSeq and is a predicted model, not a curated record.